Messenger RNA from Myzus persicae (green peach aphid), 4433 nucleotides. RefSeq names its product alpha-catulin (gene alpha-Catr). The record is from RefSeq and is a predicted model, not a curated record. Gene Ontology annotation, biological process: Rho protein signal transduction; cell adhesion. Bases 386 to 2926 code for a protein of 846 amino acids. The transcript is spliced from 13 exons. Gene Ontology annotation, molecular function: cadherin binding; actin filament binding. Lineage: Eukaryota; Metazoa; Arthropoda; Insecta; Hemiptera; Aphididae.
GACGGCAAGUUAUAAUAAAAUCGGGGGACGGACGUGUCCCCCUCCUCCGCUCUCGCCACCCCUUCCUCCGAGACUCAAUCCCUGCCGCCGCAGACGACGACACGUCGCACGCACACGCCGGUCGCUCUGGCGUUACAGGCCGCCGCGAGCGUUUUACACGAGGGGACGCGCGCGCUGCGUACGCAUCGCAUCAGUAGCGUGCCCACUCGCCGGUACGACAUAUUAUUAUUAUUAAAAUAAUAUAGGUACGCGUGCACUCACCGCACCGCACCGAACUGCAUUGCCACUGGAACGCAUCGCACGCGCGCGCGCGCCUCUCACACGCUUGCACACGCACACUCGCACACCCCACACAAGCACGCGGCGUGCCGCGGAAUAAUGCCAAAUGGCCAAAUCGCCGGCUGCGACGCCGUCGUCGAACGCACCGCCGUCGCCGCUUUCACCGCCAAUCGUCACCGUCGCCGCGGCGGCAUCACACUGUACAUCACCGUCAGCGGCGGCGGGGUCAGCGGCGCGUCAACGACAGCCAGAGUGGCCUGCCACCUCGCCAGCGGCGUCUCCAUCGUCAUGUGGCGACGGUUGCAGCACGAGCAGUGGCAGCGUCAGUGGAAGCGGUGGUGGCCGCGGCCAGUCGUACCACUACGAUGGUGGUGCAGAAAUUACGCUCAAGAGCAUCGAACACACGCUGUUGCCGCUCGUCAAACAGAUAUCGACGUUGGUGGCGCACCGGGAACGACCGUUCUGCACCGAGAGGACGGCCAGGGCGAUAGCCAGGGUCGGCCAGGGGGUGAACUUGGCCAUCGAGCGGUUCGUGACUGUCGGCGAGACCAUUGCGGACGACAAUCCCGAGAUAAAGGCCGACAUGUACCUGGAGUGCAAGGAGGCCAGGGCGGCAGGUGCUUCCAUCGAAAAACUAUGCGAAGCCGUGUUUGAAGAUUCAAUCAAUGAUCGAGCAUCUGUGAUAAGAGCUGCCCGGUGCUUGUUGAGUUCAGUCACUAGAGUGUUAUUAUUAGCCGAUGUAGUCGUCGUAAAGCAAUUAAUUUCAGUCAAAGACAAGGUGUCACGGAGUCUGGGUCGGUUGGAAGGUGUCAACAACUUCACGGAGUUCGUCAAGGCGUUCAGUCACUUUGGCACCGAGAUGGUGGAGCUGGCUCACUUGACGGGCGAACGGCAAAACGACCUGAAAGACGAACGGCGGCGGUCUCAGAUUGCCGCGGCCCGACAAGUACUCGAGCGGUCCACCAUGCUACUGUUGACUUCGUCCAAGGCUUGUCUGAGGCACCCGGACAGUUCGGAGGCCAGCCAAAACCGGGACACGGUGUUUUGCCAGAUGCGCAGGGCCAUGGACCUGAUCCAUUACGUGGUCAAAGACGGUGUGAAGGAGGGUGGUGGCGAGUCCAUGGCCCUGACACCGUACAUAUCGGAACAAGACGGUGGCGACACACUUGGCCACGCGCUCAACGUCCUGGACUCGUUUGUCGACAUGACGAGGUUGACACUCGUGCUGAGCGAGAAAGAAACGCUAUUGCGCACCAUGGACGUGAUCAUGGAACGGACGCAAGACUUCACCGACAGCGCGUACACCAGACACGAGCACCGGGAAAAUAUUUUGACGCUGUGCGAUCGCGUGAAAACUCACCUCGAUCAAUUAAUCAGAGCCGGAGCUAGGCUGGAACAGUGUGACGAAUACUCACCCACGAAAUCGCUGGAAGUCGCCGUAAACCAGUGCCUCGACGCCACCAAAGAACUCAGACUGCAGCUGAUAGCGACGUGUAAAGAACAAUCCCAUGACUUACCUUUAAUAAUUAGGACUGGUUAUGACCUCGUAACGUGCAUACAGACCACGUCUUCCGAUGGAGACGUCGACAGUCUUAACAAGUACGGCGAUCAAUUCGUUGAAGUCGUAGACCAAAUCGGAGAGAUUUGUAAAGUACUGAGGCACAUUGCAACUGCAGAAUCACUUCAGGUUUCUGCCAAACACGCCGAAGUCAAUUUACGAGUGUACGCACCACAAAUCGUUACUGCUGCUCAAGCACUAGCUCACUAUCCUUGUUCAAAAAUCAUAAAAGAAAAUUUAGAAGUAUUUGCGGACAUGUGGCAAGCAUUGACUCAAGACGUGUCUACGGUGUGUAAAGAAAUUAUGGAAAAGCAAAUACCGGAAAAACAAACAUACAUGUCACUCCCCAGGCCAGGCAAACACGGUACGACAACAAAACCGCUGAAGUCAGUGAGACUAGAUCUAUCGGAACAAGAUCAAAUCGCCAAGGCUGGUCUGGAAAUGAAAUUGGCGUCGAGUGAAGUAGACGCGGAAGCGGACAGGUGGGGCGCUGGAGAAGAAGACGACGCGGCCAACGAGGAAGGCGCCAGCGUGGACGAGCGGGGCAACGCGACCAAAGCACACGAAGACAACGACAUUGUGCGCAGGGCGAAAAACAUGUCCGGCAUGGCGUUAAGCAUGUACGAGUUCACCAAGGGAGACGGUGGGUCGUCGCUGAGGACCACUCAAGAUCUGUUCACGCAGGCGGAGUACCUGGCCGAGGAAGCUAACAGGCUGUACAAAUUGGUCAGACAGUUUUCGUACCAGGUUCCUAUGGGCGCAAACAAAAAAGAACUUUUGGAACAGUUAGACCAAGUUCCAACAUACGUACAACAGUUGCAAUUUACUGUAAAAAUGCCAACGGUUGGUAAAUCUGCUACAUUUUCAAAAGUCGACAGUGUGAUUAACGAAACUAAAACGCUAAUGAACGUUAUAUCAAAAGUAGUCACAACCUGUUUUGUAUGUGCUACUAAAUACAACUUGGACUUCCAAGGAUUGUCGACCAGAAGCGGUGGCUUCGGCGACCGUGGCGAAGACGGUAGCGGUGCUGGUUCCGGAGGUGAAGGUGGCAAACUGAGUGGAGGAUCAGGCUCGGAUGGAUCCAUGUGACAGUUUGGGAUGGGGCGGAGGAGCAAAGGGGAUGGCCGCCGCACCCGCGUGUCGUUCCUGCUCUUCUGAGCCCGUGCAGCUACACUUGCAGCCAGCACGAAACCCACAAACUAUUUACAUGGCUUCCAAAUCCCCGCAUACAACCAAUACUACUGGAAAAUUACUUCCGGUAUUUGGAUUACUAAAGUUACCGGAUAAGUUUCGCUCAACAAAUAAAAGUAGCAUAACAUAAUAUAUUUACAUUGUAUUUGUCUAUAAUGUUUUAUUCGCCGCCGCCACAUCAGUGGAGAAUGGCUAUCAUAAUAUUAUAUUCGUGACGCGCGAUUGAUUUAACGUAAUCGCGCCCGACACGUUUCUGUUAACUUUCGAUUCGCAUCGAUGUACCGUGUUAUUUGUAUUAUUAUUUGUAUUAAUAUGUUUUAUCAACGGCGAUUUACCAAACGUCUAAUAAUCAUUCGAGUACACUUCCUCCGAGUUCACACGUGUUAUAAUAAUGUAUUCUAUCAAAAUGUCCCGUGGUAUGAGGAGCAUCCACCUGCAUUCUUAUGGAACAGAACGAUUCUAUUACGCAGGCCAGUGGACGAUAACUAUACAAUUCUAAAGUUUAGUGAAUACUACAUAAAACGACGCAUUAUGAUUUAACUGACAGUAUAAUAUUAUAUUGUCAUAAAUGUUUCGAGCAAAGAGCAAUAUAUACACAUAUAUUUAUAUUAUAUUAUUAUAUAAAGAAUUUUCAAUAAAUGUUUUGAUUUUUUUAAAUCAUAAUAAAAUGAUGUCACUAUAAAAAAUGUAAUUAACUUAAACACAAUCUUAAGCUUAUAGACAAUCAGGCAAUAUAAUUUACUAGGACACAGUUAAGAAAGAUCUACAUGAAAUCAAUAUUUUAACUACGAAAUAUAAUAUAUUAAUAUAAUAUGAGUAAUAACACGGUGUUCAUUAGAAUAUCUUUUACGGUGAACUCAACCUGACUGCUCAUAUUGAGUACUUAUAAUUUGAUUUGUUUUGAUAUUACCUACUUGUACAUAAAAAUCCUAUUGACUGUACAAUUUUAACCUGAAUUUUGAUAUCAUUCGGCUUUAAGUCAUUAUAAAUUAAUCGCAAUAUAGAUGUGUUCUCAAUAAUUAGCGGUUAUUAAUAAAUAAUAAUUAUAUUACCACACAUACUAUACGGUUUUAUUUUCAUUGGACAUCUAUCUCCAAAUAUUAAAAACCAUUCAAUAACGGUUCAAAUAAUAUUUUGACUAUUUUAAACAAUGUGAAAAUUAUGCAAAUUAUUAAUAUUUUUUUCUGAGAUGUCAAGACUGUGUCUUCCACUCAUUAAAAAAAAAAAAAAUGUUUUCCAUGUCAAAAAAAUUCAAAGUAGAAUAUUAAGCUAUGUGUCUUCCCCAAAUUGUGUUCCAUUGCCCUAUAACUUCCCGUGUGUUUUAACUUAUUAGAUAUAACGAUCUCUGAAAAAAAUUUAGUUGUUGAUCAAUAUUUUAUUAUGAAUUGAUUAUUUUAAUACAAUU